This is a messenger RNA of Lolium perenne, 852 nucleotides long. The record is from RefSeq and is a predicted model, not a curated record. NCBI's taxonomy places the organism in Eukaryota, Viridiplantae, Streptophyta, Magnoliopsida, Poales, Poaceae.
ACUGGUACCAAAGGCCUCACCGGGGAGGAGGACGAGUCACCUCACGGCCGUGGCGUACAGCCCCCCGACGGAUGCGCGUAUGAAGGGCCGACCAGGGAGGGGAGCGUGGCGCGGCCAUGGCGUCCAGCCCUCGCAGGAGGAGCCGUACGCGGAUUCGGACGAGGCGCCGCACAGCCGUGGCGUCGAGCCCCCCGACGGAUGCGCGCGGACGGAUGGGCGCCGUCUGCUCCCUGCCGCGGCGAGGUGGGGGAAAGGUAGGAGCGGCCGUGGUGGCCAGGUCAGUAGCAGUGGUGGUUCCUCGUGGGCGAGGUGGGUGAAAGGGAGGAGCAGCCGCGGCAGGUGGUCGUCUCUCUUCACGGAAUCACACUCUAUGCAAUGGUGGAGUGCUUGCAUUGUUGGCUGGCGUUUAGCAGUUCUCUGCAAUAGUGGGUUGAUCCAUCUUUCUGUUCACAAGUUUUAUCAAGCAAUGGACUAUGCUUGGCCGCUUGAGAUAUCUAUGAUUUAUGGUGCUAUCUCAAGGAUAAUUUCUAGGCGUGGGCUAAAGCUCCUUGCGCUUGAUGAAAAUGGAGAAACAAGAGACAUAGUGGUGUACUAAGAGGUGCUUGAUCAUCUCUGGAAGAUAUAUUUCAAUAUGUGUAGGAUCAGGACUAUGUUCAGGGGCAACCCGAAGUUCCUCCAGCAGAUGGUUAGAGAUUUUCGGUGCUAAAACGAUCUAUGUGAAAUGGAUCCCUUGCCAACAUAAUGGACUUAGGCUAGACAGAAGAACCAUAUAGACAAUGUUCUUUUCUCUGUACCUUUUAAGCUAUAGUGUUAAAGUUUACCUUCUUUAGUUUUCUUCUCUGUUGUUUUUUU